UCAUUGAGGAGUGGAAGUACAUGAUCAAGUAUUAACACUGUUGUACUCAAAUAUGACGGAAGAAAAAGCUGUGACAGUGUUCAGAAAUUAUUUGCGGAUAAAAACCGUGCACCCAGCACCUGCAUAUGAUGAAGUUGUCGAGUUUCUGAAGAAUCUAGCCCAGGAGGUUGGGAUUCAGUGUAGCGCAGUUGAGGUACAUCCUGGGCGGGUGGUGGUGGUGAUGACUAUCCCCGGCUCUGAUCCCUCCCUGCCGUCCAUAAUGCUGAACUCCCACACUGAUGUGGUCCCGGUGUUCGAGGACCAGUGGGUAUGUGAUCCAUUUGAAGCUAAGAAGAUGGAAAAUGGUGACAUCUAUGCGAGAGGAACUCAGGACAUGAAAAGCGUUGGUAUCCAAAUUCGUUGCCGGAAGUUUGCCUUAUCGGAUUUAUUAGUGAGACAAUUUUUGCAGUCAUCCAGUCCUUUCUUUGUGUAUAUUGAAGCUAUCAGGAAGUUAAAGAAGGAGAACAGAGCAAACUUCCUCCGGACGGUUCACAUCACAUGGAUGCCAGAUGAGGAAAUUGGAGGCAAAUUAGGAAUGGCCAAGUUUGUUCAACAUGAGGAAUUCAAGAAACUGAAUGUUGGCUUUGCUUUGGAUGAAGGUUUGGCCAAUCCUGCUGAAGCCUUCACUGUGUUUAAUGGAGAAAGAAGCGGAUGGUGGGUGCAAGUUAAAUGUCCAGGGAAGCCAGGUCAUGGGUCAAGGUUCAUAGAGGACAAUGCAGCAGAAAAAGUGAGGAGAGUGAUCAACAGCUUCCUGUCGUUCAGGGAUGAGCAAGAAAAGAAGUUAAAAACAAAAGGUUGUUUACGAUUAGGUGAUGUGACCACAGUCAACCUGACCGUACUUAAGGGAGGAGUAGACGGCUCCCUCAAUGUCGUUCCAUCCGAAAUGUUUUUAGGAUUUGACAUCAGAAUUUCACUGACGGAGAAGCUGGAAGACAUUGAGGCGAUGAUGAAGAAUUGGAUGAAAGAGGCGGGAGAAGAUGUUACUUGCGAGAUUUCGGAUUACAAUUCCACUCCGGGCGUGACGUCCACAGAUCAAAGCUCUCCGUGGUGGAGCACCUUCAGCUCCGUGUUUGAAAAACUAAAUAUCAAGAUAGAGAUUGAGAUAUUUCCUGCCGCCACAGACAUAAGAUAUCUCAGAGAGAUUGGUAUUCCUGCUCUGGGAUUUUCACCCAUGAACAAAACCCCAAUAUUGUUGCAUGACCACAAUGAGUUCCUCAACGAGAAAGUUUUCCUGAAGGGAGUAGACGUAUAUUGUGAGCUUAUCCCAGCUUUGGCCAACGUACCUAGGAAGUAAAUUUAUAUGAUGUCAUCAAGAACGUCAUAAGUUGUAAAAUUAUUGUGGUGUCAUCAAGAUGUCAAAUUCUUUGGACGUGAUUGAGAAAUAAAAUUAUUGGGAUAUCAAUAAGAUGUCAAAAUAUCCUGAUGUGAUUGAAAAGUAAAAUUAUUGUGGUAUCAUCAAAAUAUCCAAUUAUGUGAUUAAGAAGGAAAAUAUUGUAAAAUCGAGAUGUCAAAUUAUCCUGAUGUAAUGAAGAAGAAAAAUUGUGAUGUCAUCAGAGUGUCAAAUUAUCCUGCAAACUCACCGUCGAGGCCUCAUUACGUCAUCUACGUAUAGACGGUUUGUGAGUAAAUGAACUCUGGUGGAAGUUUGAUUAUCCUGAUGUGAUGGAUAAGAAAAAUGAUUGUGAUUGUCAUCAAGCUGUCAAAUUAUCCUGAUGUAAUGGAUAAGAAAAAUGAUUGUGAUAAUCAUCAAGCUGUCAAAUUAUCCUGAUGUACUCGAGAAAUAUAAUCAUUGUGAUAUUAUCAAGGCAGCCAAAACUUGGACAUAAAUAAUGAAACAUAUUGAUCAGAUGCAAUAUUUAAUUAUUACACUUCAUGCUGUCUUCGUGUAUCCGGAGAUUUUUGCUGUAUCUGUAAUAUUUAGUCCAAGUUUGUAAAUGAUAUCCGUGAUGAUUGAAAGUUAAUUGGUUAAAUUGUGAUAGAAAGCAAGCAAGCAAGUUUUGAGUUAUGAGUUCUUCUGUGUUAGAGGUGCAUUUAGUGAACACUUCAAUGGGAGAGAGCAAGGAAGGAAGAUGGUAAGAAAUACGAAAGGUGGCUUCUGUUACCGGUAUAACAUUAACAUUUUUAAAACAACCUAGGUAUAAAAUAUGUGAAAUGAAUUUUGCUGUUAAUGCCUUUAUUACAGUGUGAUUGAAACCCGAUGAUAUUAUCUUAUUCAAGCAUUUCCAGAGAUCUCUGUAUAUUCAACAAUAAAGUAAUAUUGUACAAUGUA
Messenger RNA from Ostrea edulis (European flat oyster), 2308 nucleotides. RefSeq names its product aminoacylase-1-like. Gene Ontology annotation, cellular component: cytoplasm. The transcript is spliced from 17 exons. Bases 53 to 1333 code for a protein of 426 amino acids. Lineage: Eukaryota; Metazoa; Mollusca; Bivalvia; Ostreida; Ostreidae. Gene Ontology annotation, biological process: amino acid metabolic process. The record is from RefSeq and is a predicted model, not a curated record. Gene Ontology annotation, molecular function: aminoacylase activity.